This is a messenger RNA of Cynoglossus semilaevis (tongue sole), 3033 nucleotides long. It is a transcript of the gene ankrd1a, whose product is annotated as ankyrin repeat domain 1a (cardiac muscle). NCBI's taxonomy places the organism in Eukaryota, Metazoa, Chordata, Actinopteri, Pleuronectiformes, Cynoglossidae. Gene Ontology annotation, biological process: protein K6-linked ubiquitination. Gene Ontology annotation, cellular component: BRCA1-BARD1 complex; BRCA1-A complex. The transcript is spliced from 9 exons. Bases 605 to 1639 code for a protein of 344 amino acids. Gene Ontology annotation, molecular function: ubiquitin-protein transferase activity; protein binding. The record is from RefSeq and is a predicted model, not a curated record.
GACAAUUUGUUUAAAAAUUAGUCAUUUACCUAAAUGUAAAAAAACAAAUAAAUAUAACAGAUAUUAAAUAUCUUCCCAGUCACGGGGGGAACAUAUUCGUGUGAUAAAAUAAGCUUUCUAGCCUAAGAAGAAAAAAAAGUAAAAAACAUUUUGUAACACAUACAUACAGAGGAUAUUGCUGUACGUUUUUAGCCGUCCUUCACGCCCUCCGAUGCCUCUUAAAGAUGUUAUUAUAUACAUAAAUAAUACAAUAACUAUUGCGUCUCUACUUUGUGGUUUUCCGCCAAGCGAGGGUGAAAGACCAGGGGCCACUGUGUUGUUUACUUUAAACUGACCACAGGUAGGAAUAUGAACUGGUAACCUGCUCAGUGUUUCUCAUAUUCAAGACAUCAGAACUGACAUCGUGACACAUCUUUCCUCUUUGGGAUCUCUGAAGGCUGACAGGGACACCAGCGUUUGAGAGCCGGCAGCCGUGGCGGUGGGUGGGUCAGAGGGUGAGAGGGUGAUGAUGUUUGCAGCAGUGAGCGUGCCACAUGAGCACAUGAGGGCAGUAAUGUGAUACGAGGCGAGCAACAGCAGCUAUAAAAGAGACAGAGGAGCCAGGAUGUCCAUCAGAGCUGGACAUCAGUGGACUUUAGAGGAGCUGCACUCAGUCGCCGUCACAUCUUUCACCUCAGAGAUUCACCUCAGGAUGGGACUGCACAGCGUCGAGGAGCUGGUGACCGGUAAAAGGUCGGAGGGUAAAGAAUCGGCUGAUUUCCAGGGCGGGGAGUACGAGGCAGCUGUCAAUCAAGAGAAACGCGAUGACUGCCGCUCACACGUUGGACAGGGAGUGGGUGGAGGUUUGUCUGAGGAGAGCGACAGUGGCGGAGAGCAGGAGGAAGUCAGCGUUGCAGCCCUCAAUACAGAUAAGUGUGGACGCCUGAGGCUGGAGACAGUGGACGACCUGUUCAACAUCCUGCAGCUGAGGAAGAGGAGGAGACAGAGGAAGAGUCCAGUUCCAAAAAAGAAAGAUCAGGAAGAACAGCCACUGCCAGAGACCGUGGAUGAGAAUAUGUUUCUGACCGCAGCCAUGGAGAACAAGCUGCCUUUGGUGGAGAAGUACUUGAGAGAAGGAGGAAACCCCAAUGUUGCUGACCAUUUCCAGAGAAAUGCUCUACACAAAGCUUCCUUCAAAGGACACACAGACGUCAUGAAAUGUCUCCUGGAGGCCGGAGCCCACAUUGAGAGAAAGGACAAGCUGGAUGCCACAGCUGUCCACUGGGCCUGCAGGGGGGGCAAUGUAGCAGCUUUGCAGCUCCUCCUAAAUGAGGGGGCAAAGGUCAUGUCAAGAGAUAAGCUCCUCAGCACACCCCUCCACGUCGCAGUGAGGACCGGACACUGUGAAUGUGCCGAGCAGCUGAUUCACUGUGGAGCUGACGUCAACGCCAAAGACAGAGACGGAGACACGCCGAUGCACGACGCUGUAAGAAUCAACAGGUUCAAGAUGAUCAAGCUGCUGAUAAUGUACGGAGCCAGUCUGAACACGAAGAACAGCGAUGGGAAAACUCCAAUGGAGACUCUGUACUCGUGGCAGAAUGGAGCGAAGAGCCUGCUGUCCAACUCUGAUGAGAAGAAAGCACACACAUACUUGUCAUGAACGACAGUCGACACAAUGUCAUCAGUGGAAAAGAAAAAACAAAUCUUUUCCUCACUGAGUCUUCUCUUAACACAUCCUCAUUCAGGGAGAGCGUAGGUGUGAAGAGUUCCUCCUCUUCAUCACAUGUCGACUGACAGAUACCGACCCCGCCGCCUCAGGUGACAUUUGUGGUGAACUUAUCUCAGGUUGAGGGUUUUUAAACGUAUUUCUGAAACCUUAUGAUCAAUAAUGUGAACUCGGUGUUGUUGGUAAUGUGAUUUUACUGAUCGCCACAGAUUGCAGGGCAAUGUUUGGGCUGAUGACACGAAGAGGUUUUUUUUUCUUCUUUAAUGUAUAAUCUAAAGCUGAGUUGAAGUCAGCAAAGGUGCAUCGAGAAGGUGACUUGUUUAUUUAUUUAUUUAUUUAUUCCUGGCUGCUGACAGCCAUCGACCCACUGGUUUGAUUGAUUUGCAUCACCACACUUCACUUAAUAACUGAGUGAUCUGUUGUGUAGUUGAGUUAAACUUUUGUUAAUGUGUUUGUCAGCUGUGUGAAAACGACUCCAGGACAGUGGGAAACCUGUGUUUAAGACAGAGUUCAGACACUGGGGAAAAUGAUUGGCACCACCUAGUGAAGGUCUUAUAUAUAAGACAUAAAAUGAACAUCAGCUCAAGCUGUCAUGUGUUCCGUAAUUUGUUCCCUCCAAUAACCAGGUAGUAAAGAAUUUACUCUCACAAAGAUAAAAUUAGUGAUUUUUAGCUCGCUAAAAAAAAAAAAAGUUUUUUUAAAACUUCCUACUUCUUUGAGUCUUUUUUUCCCCUGUGGACAUGACAAACAUAUUUUCUCAAGACCUGGUCUUGUUAUUGUAUGAUUUGAAGCCUUUUGAGGCUGAGAAAUGUGACGGCACGAAGUAGGUGAUUGAAUCGGAUUAUCCCUCAUACAUGAGAGGAGAGAAAGUGUUGAAAUCACAGCUGGUUCAGAGAAAUGUCUGAAGAAAGUGUGUGGAAUUAACCAGAUUUGUAUGUAUUGUCAAAUAUGUUUAUGAUUGUUGGCUUGUAUUAAUGGAGUGACUCAAUAAACCAGAUUUUGUGACUAAUUCUAGAAAUAAAGUCCAGAAAUAAACUCUUUGACUUUCUGGUGUUGGCACAAAGCUGCAGAACCAAGAGACAAGACAAGAGCAAGAGACCCUAAUGAAGAGUGGAACAGAAGGGCAGGAAAUGUUGUCAUAGCUCUGCAUAGUCCCAGCAGACCAUGGACUAUUACUUUAAAUUAAAUGGAUAAUUUUCUUAGCAGACGCUCACUUUAGCUUCUUAGCCUCUGGAACUAGUUUCAUGAAUAAUGAACCUGUGUUCCUGUUUAUAAUUGAUGCACAGUACUUUCUCAGUGUUGGACACACCCUGAACAGUUCACCGGAC